This is a messenger RNA of Cucurbitaria berberidis CBS 394.84, 889 nucleotides long. RefSeq names its product thioesterase family protein-like protein. The coding region runs from base 114 to 698 and encodes 194 amino acids. The transcript has 3 exons. The record is from RefSeq and is a predicted model, not a curated record. Lineage: Eukaryota; Fungi; Ascomycota; Dothideomycetes; Pleosporales; Cucurbitariaceae. Gene Ontology annotation, molecular function: fatty acyl-CoA hydrolase activity.
AGUAAUGCCGCCUCGAUGUUCAUGAAAGAAGUGCUACUUCAUUUUGAUAAUCUACUGGCCACUAGAGGUGCUGGAGCUGAGGUUUCUUUUCACGUAAGAAGUUUCCUCCCAUCAUGGGCGACCCGGAAGCAGACCGAAAGAAGGCCAUAGCGGCUGUACAGGCCAUGUUCGACAGGUACACGCUACUCGCAGCUCGAAGACCCAAGGAUCACAUCGACUUCGACCGUGAGGUUAUGGAGAAUUUCAAGAUUAUAGAUGCGGGCCUUGACGGGUCUGUUACCUACGAGCUGUACAUGGCACCAAACUUCUCCAACUUGAACAAUGUCAUGCAUGGUGGUGCCGCGGGUGUCAUUUUCGACAUGUCGACAACGACAGCUCUGUGUCCCAUUGCGCGGCCAGGCUUCUGGGAGUUCAUGGCAGGUGUGACACGCUCACUCAAUAUCUCCUAUCUCAAAGCGGUCCCAAUCGGCAUCAAAGUCCGACUCAACAGUAAAGUGGUGAGCGUGGGAAAACAGAUGGCCAUGAUCCGAGGCGAUAUGACCAGCCUUGAUGGGAAGACGACAUAUUGUACGGUGGAGCAUCACAAGGUGAACGUGCCUACAUUACCAGAGCAUUUGAGCGCAAGAAUAUCCUGGGACGACGAGUUCGACAAGGAGUGGAAAGACAAGACAGAAAAACAGGUAAAGAGUAAGAUGUAGAGGGUGAUAGAUGGUGAUGGAUGGCUUGCUAUAUACCCUCUGAUACCCAUACACACAACAUACCGGCCAUGCAAAUAUAACAUAACGCCGUCAAAUGCUUCACGUACAGUAGAUAUACAAUGUCCCGUGAUAGCGCGAGUCGCCUGGUCGUAUUGCGCCCGCCUAUCUCUUCUUGUUGAACUUCUUCGAUU